UAUCAGAUACUACCACGAGCAGCAAAAUUAUUGUUCGCAGUUCCUACAUCGUCCGCUCAUAUCGAGAGAGAUUUUUGCGUCGCUGGUAGUAUGGUGACCCCACAACGCACGCGGAUCACUCAGCACAAUGUCGACAUGGGCAUCUUCCUAAACCGCAACCGGACCUUUGUUGAUCUUACUCAAUGCGAGGAAAUUCCCAGCGAGGAACUAGCAUCUCAUGUCCCCUCAAGCAUGUCCUACCCGAUUGAGUGUGUGCCCGAUGGAUUCGGAGACGACGUGCUGGCGGAGAUGAUGUCUAGCACAAGUCUGUCAGAACUGUUUGACUUCAAUGAUGUUUCGUCGUAG
This is a messenger RNA of Phytophthora sojae, 345 nucleotides long. RefSeq lists its product as hypothetical. Lineage: Eukaryota; Oomycota; Peronosporomycetes; Peronosporales; Peronosporaceae. The transcript has a single exon. The annotation marks the transcript as partial. The record is from RefSeq and is a predicted model, not a curated record. Gene Ontology annotation, molecular function: protein dimerization activity.